Messenger RNA from Trichoderma gamsii, 519 nucleotides. RefSeq lists its product as hypothetical. The transcript has a single exon. NCBI's taxonomy places the organism in Eukaryota, Fungi, Ascomycota, Sordariomycetes, Hypocreales, Hypocreaceae. The coding region runs from base 1 to 519 and encodes 172 amino acids. The record is from RefSeq and is a predicted model, not a curated record.
AUGGCCUCAGCAGAUCCCCUCAACGGACUCAAAGUCUCCAUCACCCAGACCAAGGCCUCGCCGCCAACCAUCAUCGCCACCGUCAAGAACAACAACGCGCACCUCGUCACCAUCGCCGAAUACCAGUCGCCCUUUGACCAGCUGAUCCUCGAGCUGGGCAACCUCGCCAUCUACCCGGGCUCCGGCUCCUCCAGCUCCGACAGCGACAGCAGCGGCAGCAGCAUCAACGCGCCGCUCGACUACCCAACGAUCCGCCUCAAGCGCGCCUGGCCCCCGCCAAAGGAGACGAUGGUGACACUCGGCCCGGGCGAGAGCCAGACGGCCGAGAUUGUCCUCCGCGACCCGGUGCCGCUGCGGCGUCUGGGCUCGUCGGCGACGGUGAAGCUGAGCGGUCAGUGGAUGUCCGUCUGGAGGCGCCGCGCGGAGGAUAUCGACGAGGCGGACUGGGAUGAUGUUUCGAACCCGGACGAGUUUUCGGGCCAGUAUGAGUCCAACAGCUUGGAGAUUUCGAUUGCUUGA